This is a messenger RNA of Uncinocarpus reesii 1704, 1008 nucleotides long. RefSeq names its product amino acid transporter arg-13. Gene Ontology annotation, molecular function: L-ornithine transmembrane transporter activity. Gene Ontology annotation, biological process: mitochondrial L-ornithine transmembrane transport. The record is from RefSeq and is a predicted model, not a curated record. NCBI's taxonomy places the organism in Eukaryota, Fungi, Ascomycota, Eurotiomycetes, Onygenales, Onygenaceae. The transcript has 2 exons. The coding region runs from base 1 to 1008 and encodes 335 amino acids.
AUGUCGGCCGCAGAAACCAGGCCACAGGUCUCACUGGCCACCACGGACAUGGCUGUGGAUAUACCGGAUCUGCGGCGGAAGGCCCAGGAUCAGGGGAUGGAAGCGUUCAAAGACGUUACUUUUGGCUCUUUUGCUGGAAUCGCAGGCAAAUACAUUGAAUAUCCCUUUGAUACCGUUAAAGUCCGCCUCCAGUCCCAACCAGAUGGCCUGCCCCUCCGAUAUAAAGGACCCAUUGAUUGCUUUCGUCAAUCAUUCCAAGCUGACGGCAUCCGUGGCCUUUACCGCGGCAUCAGCGCCCCUUUAUUCGGGGCAGCUGUGGAAACAAGCAGUUUGUUUUUCAGCUACCGCAUAGCCCAAGAGCUGCUACAGACAACAGUUUACUCCCCGUCGGAAGAGCUGCCCUUUCCCGCGUUGUUGACUUGUGGCGCCGUUGCUGGAGCGUUUACGUCGCUUCUCCUAACGCCAAUAGAGCUCAUCAAAUGCAAAAUGCAAGUUCCUGUUGCGAGCGAAGCCGGACUCAAACCUCCCGGCCCCUUGACCCUCAUCAUGUCGGUUUACAAGCACGAGGGAGUAUCUGGGUUCUGGCGCGGCCAAAUGGGGACACUCAUUCGGGAAACGGGCGGUUCAGCCGCAUGGUUUGGAAGUUACGAAGGCGUAUCUGCGCUCUUUCGGGCCUAUAACAAGGCAGAUCCAUCUGAAUCACCAGGGAAAUCUUUGCCACCUCUACCGCUAUAUCAACAGAUGCUCGCCGGGGCUGCUGCCGGCAUCAGCUAUAAUUUCAUUUUCUACCCUGCGGACACGAUCAAAUCUCGCAUUCAAACCGAAGGAAUUGCCCUUUCCAUUGGUGACUCCCAGAAACGAACUUUUUGGGAGGUGGGGAGAGCAUUGUGGAGGCAGCAUGGCUUGACUGGGAUGUAUCGCGGAUGCGGGAUCACAUGUGCUAGAUCAGCGCCCAGUUCCGCGUUUAUAUUUUCCAUCUAUGAAGGCCUCCGGCACUAUUUUGGUUGA